Molecule: messenger RNA, 5302 nt
Organism: Syngnathoides biaculeatus (alligator pipefish)
Lineage: Eukaryota; Metazoa; Chordata; Actinopteri; Syngnathiformes; Syngnathidae
Gene: lrch2
Product: leucine-rich repeats and calponin homology (CH) domain containing 2
Exons: 22
Coding region: 56-2377 (773 amino acids)
Molecular function (GO): protein binding
Source: RefSeq, a predicted model, not a curated record
UACUGCUCCACCAUUCUGGCUGCGACGAUGGUGAAUAAUAACAACAAGCUACCACAUGGCGGAAUACACCGACGACUGGAGUUUAAUGAGUAACCAUCGAGGGCUCAUCCAUAUUCGGUGGGGUCAAGGAGGUGUAGGAACUGUCACGGCUCUCCAGGACCAUCACCACUUACCUAGCGGACCUCAAUGGAGCCCGGGGAAUAGCCAGUACCAGCAGCAGCAGUACCACCACCACCAGCAGCAGCAGCAGCAGCAGCAGCAGCAGCAGCACCACACGGCCCGGAGCCUGGAGCGAGCUCUGGAGGAUGCCGUGUGCUCCGGGAUCCUCAACCUAAGCGGCCGGAAGCUGAGGGAGUACCCGGGGGUGAGCUACGACCUCACCGAUACAACACAAGCAGAUCUGUCUAAGAAUCGUCUCUCUGAGGUGCCCCCAGAAGUUUGUCUGUUUGCCCCGCUCGAGUCCCUCAACCUCUACCACAACUGCAUCAAGUGCAUCCCAGAAGCCAUCAUCAACCUGCAGAUACUGACCAAUCUUGACAUCAGUCGAAAUCUCAUAUCCAUUUUGCCCAAACACCUGUUCAACCUUCCGCUUAAAGUUCUGCUUGUGAGUAACAACAAACUCGUGUCCAUACCUGAAGAGAUCGGCAAAGCCAAAGAACUGAUGGAGCUAGAUGUGAGCUGUAAUGAGAUCCAGGUUCUGCCAGCCCAGGUUGGGCGUCUCCAUGCCUUACGAGAACUCAACAUUAGGAAGAAUUGUCUGCAGAUCCUUCCAGAAGAGUUGGCUGACCUGCCUCUUAUUCGACUUGACUUCUCCUGCAAUAAGAUCACAGAGAUCCCAGCAGCCUACAGGAAACUCAGGCAACUGCAGCACAUCAUCCUCGAUAACAAUCCUAUGCAGUCUCCUCCAGCACAGAUAUGUCUCAAGGGAAAAGUGCACAUUUUCAAGUACCUGAACAUCCAAGCAUGCAGAUCGGACAAAAAGCCAGACACUUUGGACCUCCCCUCCCUUGGCAAACGCUGUCUUCCACAGCCACUCACAGAUAGCAUGGAAGAUUUUUAUCCCAGUAAGAACCACGGGCCUGACUCUGGAAUUGGGAGUGACAAUGGUGACAAGAGGCUGUCUACAACAGAGCCUUCAGAUGACGACACCGUCAGCCUCCAUUCUCAGGUGUCAGAGACAGCCCGCGCUGAUGCCCUCUCAAUCCUUUCCAAAAUGGACUCUUGCAAAGAUCAGGAUCUGUAUGACUUUAUAGAACCCAACCCGGAUGAGGAUCCUGCUCUGUCAGAGUGUGAUGGACAGCAGAACUGUCAUGUGUCAUGUAUUAAGGAACUGGAAAAGGUUCUGUCUCACCAAAGCAAAAACAAGGAGAGCUGGAAAGAGGAGUCAGGCUCCGACAAGGAGCAGGCAUUGGAGGAGGAAGAUGAUGAACUGAAGGAGGUGCUGGAUCUGAGGAAGAUUGCCGUGCAGCUUUUGCAGCAGGAGCAGCAGAACAGACGACGGUCCUUAAUUUGCAGAGCAGAAAGUCUCAUCCAUAGACGCAGAGUGACUGGUCGAGCUCACAGAUUCUUAAGUCACUCUAGCAGCUCUGGCAGCAAAUCCAGGCCUCCUCCUCAACCUCGUAGUGCUUCCCUGGAUGAGGGAAGUAGUGGAGCAUCUCUGCUAUGUGGACAGCCGCCGUCCUCCUCCUCCUUUGAUGGAAACCUGAAGACGGAUCAGUCAGAUUCAGAGUCCAAAUGGCCGGACGUCCCUCCUGUUCUCAAUCAAAAUGAGGAUCGAAAGAGAAACAAAUAUUUGAGAAAAGAUUAUCUCAAGUACAAAUGCCAGAGUGCCCGGAAAAACUGCAGCGGAAAGGAUGACUGUGAGGAGAGUUUACGCAACUCUGAUUUCAGCGCCACUCUCACUGUGUUUGGACUCAAGCCAAGAUCAGCCUUCACAAGAGGAAAUCAUCAGGAGUUCAGCUCAACUGAGCCCAGCUUCACUAUGAGGAGAAAGAUGGAGCAUUUGAGAGAGGAAAUUGAACAGAUUGGAAUCCUACGACAGAACAUUGAGUCCAGACUGAAGGUGUUGCUUCCAGAUGAUGUCGGAGCUGCUCUGAUGGACGGCGUAGUCCUUUGUCACUUAGCCAAUCACAUUUGUCCUCGCUCUGUAGCCAGCAUCCACGUACCUUCGCCUGCAGUGCCAAAGCUCAGCAUGGCAAAAUGCCGUAGAAAUGUGGAGAACUUCCUGGAUGCCUGUAAGAAAAUGGGCGUUCCGCAGGACAAGCUGUGUCUGCCCCAUCACAUCCUGGAAGAGCGCGGCCUGGUGAAGGUGAGCGUGACCGUGCAGGCGUUGCUGGAUCUACCCGCCAUGAAGCCCACGCAACUAUCAGCCGCUUGACACAAGCCUGAACAGCAGCCCAAAUCCUCUCCCACCUCACCUCGGACCAGAUAUCCCCUCUUAGGUCCUCCGAUCAGAAGGCGAUGGCCCGGUGGCUUUGCUUUGUACCUGACUGAAACAGCAGACCAGAAAAUAACUCUCCCCUUGUGUUUGUGUAUGAUGUUGACGCUUCCUGUCCAUCACAGCUUUGACGUGUAUCCUCUUCGUACAUCCACCACUGGGACAUUUUGGACCAGACAGCGUCCCGCUGAUCCCUCUUUCGACGCUCAACGAUGACUGAGCCUACUUCAAGUGCCGGUUGUGACAUGUAACGCACUCUUUAACCCCUCCUGUCAUUCAUGGACGUAUUUAUAUUCAGUGCUGUUUACAUUCUUUCUACCCUAUACAGCUAACUUACCUGCCACUUUGAGCACUCUACUGUUUCAAAUCUUUGCCUUUCAAAAUGCAUGACGAAUACAUUUGUUGUUCAAGUCAUGCCAUGGUGAACCUUCUUAAACUAGUGUACAAGUCCUACAUGGUUAGUGUAUAUGAUCACUGUGAUGACAUGUAGUCCAUUGUGCUUUCAGAGCAUUUUCUCCUUUUUUUUCAUUUGAAGUCAUGUAUUUUUUAAAAUUUUGUACCGUUUUUAUACUUUGUCACGCAAGAAACAAAGCAGCUUUUUAUCUUUGCGCUGGAAGCUACUAGCGUGGAAGAAUCCAAACAUGCCAAGGCAAUGUCCACAAAACGCAAUCUACACUCAUGAUCUUGUGGGCGAAACCAAAAUGGCUCAUUUAAUGUUGUUAUGCCACCUGCAUGUGUCGUUAGAUAUCUUUGUUUUGAUUACGAGACCAUCUUGAAUCAUCCUCGACGACUUGCUUACACUUUAGAUUUUAGCAUUGAUUUGAAAGUUUAGAUUUGAUGUAUUUAUUUAAGGUUUUUUUUUUUUUUUUUAACCGGACUCUGACUGAACUACUUGGGCCUUUAAAAGUAACUUUAUUUGAAGGAAAGGCCACAAUAUAAACAAACAAUAAUGAUCAUUGAGCAGUCCAGGAAUUAACAAGAGUUGAGUAACCAUACCUUUUUUCUUUCUUUCCUUCCGUUUUUUGGGCAUGGUGGUGGGGCUUGAACAAAGGAAUUGUUUGUUUUGAAAAAUGUCCAAAUUGUUUUGUUUUUUUUUAGUAUUUUGAAUAUUACUUUUUCUUACUUAAAGAAAGAGCAGUGUAUUUUUCAAGGUGAACAAUGCUGUAAUAUUUAAAAAUGUAUUUAAAUCUUAUGUGCUUGUUCUUCUUUCUCUGUAGUUUUUUUUUCACUCACGCUUGAAUGUCUCAUAUUUGUGUCCCCGUUUUUACGUGUACUGACUACAUUUCAUGGAAAAAGACAAAAUUAUUACUCAUUAAUUGAGUGUGAAACAUACCUUAUCUUUCAUUUGUAACUGUUGGAUAAACAACUUGAUACAGAUUAAUCCAUUUGAAUGCAUCUCACAUCAGAAACUGUAGAAGCCACUUUUUACAGCAUAGAAAGUCAGUCAGAUAAUUCCAUAUUUUGACUAUCUCCCCUUUUAUAACUCUAGCAUAGUGGGUGACUGGUUAGCACAUCUGCCUCACAGUUCUGAGGACCAGGGUUCAAAUCCUGCCCUCCCGUCUAUGGAGUUUGCACGUUCUCGUGCUGCGUGGGUUUCCUCUGGAUACCCCGGUUUCCCCCUACAUCCCAAAAACAUCCAUGCUAGCACAAUCGGAGACACUAAAUUGCCCAUAGGCGUGAUUGUGAGUGCCAGUGAUUGUUUCUUUGUGCCCUGCGAUUGGCUUGCGACCAAUUUUGGGGUGUUCCUCUCCUCUAAAGAUAGUUGGGACACACUCCAACUCGCCCACAACCCCAGUGAGGAUAAGGAGUACGGAUUAUAGAUGGAUGGAAGUUUACAAGUAAAGUGUUUAUACACUAGUUGAAAGAUUUGGUGUCCUCGCAUGGUCAUCUGAUUGAUCACGGACGACGUAGCAAUGGAGCUUUAUUUUUGCGUAACCGAAGAGGAAAAAAGAAAUGAAACCAAUUCGUAAGCUACCUCAGGUGCCACGUUGCCACUUCCACACAUCACCCGAGACCAAGUUUUUGUUGACAAUACACAAUACACUGCAGUCAAUGCACGAUUUUGUUGACAAUACACAACUGAAUUGACGCAGGUUUCACAAAAAAAGCUGCUUGAGAGAGAAAGGAAGUGAAAGAAUACUUAAUGGCCUAACACAGCCUGGACAAAAUCUUCUUGACUGUACUUUCUGUUUGCUGAGUUAGUGAGCCAUCAUGAAUCAUGUACCCAUGAGUCAUGCAGCUCAAUAAUGGAUCAUAUGAAUCGUACUUUGCAUUUCUAAAAUAACCAUAACCUUUAAAUGUUUGGUUGAGGUUGUUGGGAUCUGAAUGAUGCUUUUAAUUUAGUUUUUUUUCCUUGGAUCUAUGACUCGUAAGAGUCCAAAAAAUGGACCAAACAGAUGUUUCCCCCUCUUUGCUUUAGGAACACAAUGAAUUAAGGUCCAAACAAUGAGACGUUAUACAAUACUUGUCAAUACCUUGUCCUUUCUUUUUCUCUCUUUUUUUCCUAUUUUAUCAUCCCAGUACUUUUUGCAUUUUGUUGUUCUCUUAACAAGGAGACGAAAGCCAAACUUCACAUUGUAUUGUGUUUGAUCUUUGACUCAACCCAUUCAUAUGUUUUCAGUAAUAAUCCUCUUCUUGCUGCGGUUUAUAUUUUGACUUCACAAAACCAAGGUGACAUUUCAUAUCCUGAGAAUGAAUCAUUGAAAGGCAACGGUGCAACCAUGAGUCACAGUGACGUAGGGACACUGCCAGAAAAUUAAAGCUAUGUACUGUACACAGUCCCCCGUAUUUUAAGGUAGGUCAAUUGCAUGUAAAAAUAAUGAAUGACUGAAACUAUACAUCUCUAUAAUUUCCCUCUGUUUCUUA